UCCUUGCAAACGUGGAAGUGACUGGAGCGCAAGUGGUGGUUGGAGGCCACACAGUAAACAGUGCAAGGAAAGUCGGACGUUUGACAGUGAAUCGUAGACAUCGGAAUUUUGAUUCAUUGCGACAAAAGUUACAGCGCUAUUUUAAAUAAUUUUCCUGCAUAGUAAACUCUGGUCACGGCUAACAUAAACAACGUAGAGCCUUUUACUAUUUUAUCACCAAAAACAGAGAGAGAGAGAGAGAGAGAGAUAGAGGGAGAUUAAUCAGGAAAUAACGACAGCUAUCGCUACCACAAUGUACUGCUGAAGGAAAAGUCCGGAAACAAAAUGCCGGUGGUGUGAUGAGGAGCGCUCGCGUCUGCCAUGUUGUGUGUCUCAGCAGUGCCACCACCUAGUGAAGCCAGAGGCGCCACCCUCACCCGCCACCUCCAGCCUCUACAUUAUCGCCUUCUACACAACCUCCAGCUCCGACCAUCCCCUUCAAGAGCACCAGUGCCUCCUCCUCCUCCUUCAUCUUGUGCCCCGCCGUCAGAGGCAAGUCUUCACCGCCGCGAGAGCAACUAAUCUGACAGUAAGGGGAUCUGGGUGGAGGCUGAGCCCUAGACAGAUCACUGGCCUCCUGAGCCCGGCACGAGGGACACCCCAGGUAAAGGAGAUAGAGAGAGGAUUUCUUCGUUGGAAAAUUGCGGAUCAAAGUGGCGUCCAAGACAUGAAGUUAAUGGUUAGAGUGUCCCGUUUGUUGCCGCCCACCGCCGCCCGCUGGUAACACACAACACGGUACAGUACCUUACAGUGGUUACGGUGUGUUACGAGUGUCACUUUGGUGGUGUUGUUACGCUUAGACACUCACCUCCGUCACUCACCGACACUCACGUCUUAUACAGCGGCAUAAUUAAUCUCGGUGUUUCCUUGUUAGAUCAGAACGGGAUUUAUUUAACUCGUGGUUUAUGAAUCGUUUGUUAAGUCGGUCGGUCUAAUCCUCCCUCCCGCCUACCAGCGACACUCCGCGCCCCUCCCGCGUGUCCGACACUCUCAGCCGCCAACACCCGCUGCUACACACACACACGUUCACCAGGUCCUGCAGGAUGUAUUCCCCAGACAAGAUGAUGAGUUCCAAGCCUCUAGGAGCGCCCAUCUCUUCGAACGGCCCAGCGGCGUUCACGGGGCGGUAUAGUCCUACUUACCGUUCGCCCGACCCCAUGAGAAGAUGUAUGAGCAACGCGCCAGUGUCGUUCUCCUCGGUCCUCCUGCCGUACCAGAAGGGGGUCUACACAAACUCCUUCCACGACUCACAUCCGCGUUCCCUCCACGAGAUGGGUCACCACAGUAUGGACGGCCUGGAGAUGUUGGACCCUAUCUCCUCGUCCUCCAUGACCACCCUCACGCCCAUGAGUGACGGGGGCUCCAUGCACCAGCUCCAUGGGGCCGUCUACACCCAUAGCCCCAUGAACACCAUGAUGCCACACCCAGGGCUCACCCACCCACACAUGCCCCUCAGGUAUUCCAGGGCAGGACCCCCGCAAGCUCAAGCCUUUGCAGAACGGUUCAAACAGCGACGCAUAAGGUGGAGUGUUACGCAGGCAGACGUGGGCAAGGCAUUAGCUAAUCUUAAGUUACCUGGUGUGGGCGCGCUCUCCCAGUCUACCAUCUGCAGGUUCGAAUCCCUGACACUGUCCCACAACAACAUGAUCGCCCUUAAACCAGUGCUACAGGCGUGGUUGGAGGAAGCCGAAGCCCAAGCCAAGAACAAACGUCGGGACCCUGAGGCGCCCUCCGUCCUGCCCAUGGGCGAGGUAGAUGAUAAGCGCAAACGAACGUCCAUCGCAGCACCUGAGAAGCGUUCUUUGGAGGCGUACUUCGCGGUGCAGCCUCGGCCCUCGGGGGAGAAGAUCGCCGCCAUCGCCGAGAAGCUGGACCUGAAGAAGAACGUGGUGCGCGUUUGGUUCUGUAACCAGCGUCAGAAGCAGAAGAGGAUGAAGUUUGCCGCCACACAGAAGCAGAUGACGGGCAGUAACAUGCACACAUCCAUGGGCUCCAUGAUGACGUCGCCCAUGCCGCCGCACACUCCUGUUCCGUAGUGGAUGGCCUCCCCUGGUGCCCGUCCAGCUCUGGACCUGCCCGCCCGCUCCGCCCACCAUCAGCAUCAGCAUCAGCAGCAGCAGCAGCAGGGGAAUCGCCCAUCACCCAACACCGUCUCCAACACCGCCCCCUGCCCGCCCACACCCCGCCCACUCUGGACGGACCAGGGUGACGCGGGGGACCGGUGGGUGGCACCAGGUCCCUCGUGGGCGUAUAGCUACGCCUAUGCUGCCGCCCACGCCCACCAAGCUACGCGACAGCUGACGCAGUGACGCCCACCCUGGGACACUCACGGUGACCAGUGGGUGGAGGCGUACAAUGGGCCUUGUCGUACAUAUCAGUGAUAUAUAUUUGUACGAUGCUGGUGUAUACUGUAGGAGAGGCGGAGCACGGGUACGUCGGCGGGUGUCACGCCCCGACACUCCAGGAUGAUGGUGAUGGUCCGUCUGGCCUCCCGGGGCCAUGCAGGGCCACGGAGGGCCACCGGCACGGCCAUUUCGUCGUCCACUGCAUCAGGGGUCGGCCAAUAUGACCCACUUAGGUCAAGAAGGUGACUUACACAGUGCCCUAACUCUUGAUAUGACCUCAGUCAACCUCAUGGUGGAGAGCAGUGACCUCAGUCCCGGCUGGCUCUCAGGGUCAACUGUUAUGCUUUAUAUUGGACUUAGAAAAUGUGAGAAAAUAAUAAUGAUGAUAAUAAUAAUAAUUAAUAAUAAACAUUGUGAUUUUGACACUGUUGGAAGGCUUGACUGUGAAACUCAUGACUGUCAGGACACUCUGUACAAAAUUAGUUUAAGUCUCCCCCAUUUAUUGCAUAAUGUUGAGUACGGUUAAAUGGUCUUAUCCGGUGAUAUCACGUGAAACACUGUGUUGCUUGUACCGGCCAUAACGUCACUCAUGACGUCACCACCGAUUUCGGGCCUUCUGGCGGUCAGCAACAAGGCUUAUUUUCCAAAGUUUCCACGGUAUGGCUGACGAGUAGGUCUUGUACUGUACCUUGUAAGGAUUCUUAAGAAAGUUUUUUCUUUUAACCAAAGAAGUGUAAAUAUAAUAAUAUAUUAAUUGUACCAAACUUUACUAUCGCGGGGUAGUAAACAACUUGCACUUCCACGUGCAUCAGAGCUCAAGGAUUUUGUGAACUAGUCGUAGGUAGUCGUAGUUUCCUUCAUUGUUUUUAAUUUUCCUCACAUGUUACCUACGCCGUCUGUUGUUGCCUGGAGGAGAGGCCAACCAGGAUAUAUCCCCAAACUACAUAUCACUCGUGUAAUGUAUAGCUCCACCCCUCACCCCCUCGUUCCUCAGUCUCUAAGAAAUAUUUUUUUAGGAAUGCAAUUUUUUUAAAACAAGGAUUUUGGCCUCCAGGUUCACAAGCAAACAGACUCAAUCUCUCCAUCCUGAUUGGCCAAUCCAACUGCAUGACGAUACCACUAUUGGUCGCUUACAACCGCCGUUCGAUUGCGCCUACCCGAUGCCUCAAGUCCACAGAAGGGCUCACACAACCCGCCCCGACCCGGCCCGCCUCGGUGAUGAUGAUGAUAGUGUUUUGUAGAGUCGAAUGAAUACUAAACCCGCUAAUAAGGAGUUGUAAUCACCGAGCGGGGAAAAGGAGAUAGAAAAAGAUAAGAAAUUAGUGGAAGCCUUUUUGCAGACAUUCGGACGAGGAGGGUCAAUAGCAUUCAUGAUUCGGUGGUGGUCGGGAGGUGAGGUGGGCCACAGUCUUGGUGUUCCUCCUCGUCCUCUCCACGCUUGUUACCUGCCACGUCGUCACCACUAACACGUCACCAACCGUACGUCACAUGUCAUUAACAAUAUAUUCCAGACAAACAUAUUCCAACACGUCUCAACAUGUACAAACACGUCACCACAGGCAGUCACCCACACGUCACCAACUCGUCACCAUCAAUAUUAAUACGUCGUCAACAUUAUUCCACUAGCAACACGUCUCAACACGUCACCAACAGACACAUAACUAACACGACUAAAUAUGUCACCAACACGUCAUCUACACCCUUCAGACGAGUCAAGUUGCAAAAAUUCACAUAAAAACGACCCACACUUAAAAACGACCCACACAUAAAACGACCCACACAUUCCCCCCCCAAAAAAAAAAAAUUUAAAUAACCACUUUUGUCCACUAACAUACAGGGUGAUCGAAAAUGAAUACCCAUAUUUUAAAUUAUCAAAUAAAAAAAAAAUCUAGGCAUUGUUUUUCGACUACUCUGUAUAUUUAUUUAAACCGAUUUAUCGUUAACCGAAAAACAAAUCAAUAUAACGGAUAAUAUACUACACUAGUCAACACAAAUAUUUAUAUAAAGAAAAUAUUUGUGCUUAUAACUGCUACACUUUAGCGUCUGUAGAUAUAAAUGAGAAGAUUAUUAAUGGUUUUUUCUCAAAGUUAUGGUCCAAAAAACGUUCUAGUCACAGGUAUAAUUAUUAGAAACGUUCAAAUGUUCAAUCAGUG
This is a messenger RNA of Homarus americanus (American lobster), 4537 nucleotides long. RefSeq names its product inhibitory POU protein-like (gene acj6). Gene Ontology annotation, biological process: regulation of transcription by RNA polymerase II. NCBI's taxonomy places the organism in Eukaryota, Metazoa, Arthropoda, Malacostraca, Decapoda, Nephropidae. The record is from RefSeq and is a predicted model, not a curated record. Bases 1083 to 2075 code for a protein of 330 amino acids. Gene Ontology annotation, molecular function: RNA polymerase II cis-regulatory region sequence-specific DNA binding; DNA-binding transcription factor activity, RNA polymerase II-specific. The transcript is spliced from 7 exons.